GAGACAGAAGAAGAGAGAGAGAGAGGAAGAGAGACGUAGAGAACAGGGAGUCUAGCUCCAUCACAGACGGACGGUGUGGUGUGAUACUGGGAUACUGUCAGGGGGCAGAGAGCUGGUUGCCUCUGGUUCCAGCUAACUGGCUUCUCUCAGAACAACAGCUGAUGGGAUGUGCUGUGCUGGACUGCAUUCAACAACGGACAUUCAUCACGCCUGGGGCUGAAGUUCCCCCACUCUACCUGGGAUGGGCUUGCCUUGUCCAAGCCUCAACUAGCAUUCGCUGACGUGACAUACUCACAUACACAUGUGUGUUUGUGUGUGAAAACACACUAACACAAAUCUCUCAGACACAGGAGAAACGUGGUUCCAUUGUGAGUUGUGCUGCUGGAUGAAUACUGGAUGGAUAGAAUAGCGAAAACAUUGAGGAGUGACUGACGCACCACAGCACACUGUCCGAGACACACAAAAGCCCACUGAAGCCUGCACUGAGGAAUUAUCUGCUGUCAGGACCUGAGGCUGCACGGGGCGAUAGGGAGAGACGGAGCCAGGGAGCCAGGCUCGGGCCACCACAGGGUGACGGUGCCGCUGUGCCGGAGAGGAGGGGACUCGCAACUCGGCGAUGGCGUCCUCCACCAUGCAGAUCCUCGCCUUCGCCCUGGCGCUGCUGGGCGUCCUGGGCGCCACCGUGGCCACGCUGCUGCCCAACUGGAAGGUGAGUGCUGACGUGGGCUCCAACAUCAUGACUGCCAUCUCCCAGAUGCAGGGGCUGUGGAUGGACUGCACCUGGUACAGCACCGGCGUGUUCAGCUGCACCUUGAAGUACUCCGUGCUGUCGCUGCCCGCCUACCUGCAGACCGCCAGGACGACAAUGGUUCUAUCGUGCAUGAUGGGUUGCCUGGGCCUCUGUCUCGCUGUCCUAGGGCUGAAGUGCACCCGCUGGGGGGGCAGUCACCGGGCAAAGGGGCACGCGGCCAUUGCCGCGGGGGGUUGCUUCAUCCUGGCUGGCAUUCUCUGCCUGGUGCCCGCUUCCUGGUUCACCAACGAGGUCAUCACCACCUUCCUGGACUCCAACGUGCCCGAGAGCAGUAAAUACGAGCCUGGGGGGGCCGUGUACGUGACCUUUGUCUCUGCCGGCUUCCUGCUUGCCGGUGGGGUCAUCUUUUGUUUGUCGUGUCCCGGAAAAAGAGACUACACCUCGACCUCCACCUCUACCACCUUUCCUGACAAACUACUGCAGCAGCAGAUAAACCAGGAGCAACUACAGCGCGACCUGAUACAGUGUGACCUGAUACAGCGCGAGCAACAGCAACGGGAGCAGAAGGACUUUAAACAGCAGACGUCGCCUAAUGAGCAGUCGAGCCAGGAGCAGCUACAGUGGGUUGACAAAGGGUCCCAGGGUAAGGUCCAAGCAGCUGACGACAUCCAGCAGGAGAAGCCUCUACAUGAAGACAAGGGAACGCAGCAGUUCUACUCUCCAUCCAGAGUCCCUCCAAAAGACACCCGGGCUGGCUACAGCCUGCAGGACUAUGUUUAAUAUGUUUUAUCCCUAAACCCUACUCUUGUUAGUGGGGUGGGGGGAGAAUCCUGAGGACAUUCUACUGGCUGCCUUGUGAAGGGGAGAGAGUGGAGAAAGAGGGGGAGGAAGGAUGGGAGGAGGAGGGAGAGAGUGGAGGGGAGAAAGAGAGGGAGGAGGCUAAUGACGUUGACAGCCUUAUCGCCACCUCUCAUCUGUUCUCUCUCGCUACUGCGAGCACAAGCAGUAAAGGUAUUCCCAAACUAUUGGAGAAAGACAGCUUGUGGAUCCAAAUUCCUGGUGCAAAUGCCUCCUUGACUGCUGCUGUGGUGGGCGGAAAGACACAAUGGUAGGGUAGAGUAGAGGUGCCAUAAAAAUGCACAAACACAGCGCAAGUACUGUCAAACCUGUGACAAGUUCCUUUAAAAACUGAUGCGGAGGCUUUUCCAUACCAAAGGUUUCAAUGAGAAAAAAGUGCUGAUGAUAACUAGCUGCUAAUAAUAAGCCAUCAGAACGUUUGCAUAGUAAGAUAGUGUCGAUAUGUCUGGAAAAAGGAAGGUGUAAAAGCCAUUCUUUGCAACCUUUUAGAACCCAUUUGCCUUGUGAGACAAAAAAUAAUCAUCAAUCAUAUCCAAAGCUAAACGGACUGAUUGAUAUUGAGUCUUCUUUGCAUGCUAAUUAUCUGUAGCUUGUUAAAUAACUCAGUGGAAUGCAGAGUAGUUACUGAAACAUAGUUACCAACGCUUGUGCCCAAAAGAAUGUGUAGAACUUCAACUGUCUGUAAAGGAGACUUAGAGAAGAUUAACAAAGUGAAAAGAGAGUUCAGAUUCCCACCAACACCAUACACAAACAUCCAGUCCAUUUUUUCCUGCAAGUUGUGGAGGGGAAUAAGGUGCAUGGCAGCGCAGGCUGUCAGAGAUAAUGAUCCUCUUUGCUUUCCCAUUAUCCCCUCGCUACGGCUGGAUGCACACUACUCGUUUACUGCACCCCCCCCCCCCGCAUGCACACACACACACAGAUACACACACACACCCUUGUCCUUCCUCUCCCUCUCUAGCUGCGAGGGUAAUAGGGUCUUGUACCCAAUCAUCUUUACGGCGUGUGUCCGUGUGUCAUUGCUGCAGGAGGCACAGCGGUAGGAGUCUGUUCUAUGGCCAGAGGUUAGCUGUCACAAGCUGCUGUCCCCUCGUGUUGACGGAGGGUAAUAGAGGCUACGUCCCAAUUGGCACCUUAUUCCCUAUUUAGGGCACUUCUUUUGACCAAGGCCCAUAGGGCACUACAUAGGGCAGGGUUCCACAAAAAGCGGUGAUUUUAUUUGGCUCCCCAAGUUUUCUGAGACAAGAAAUAUAAAUAAUUUUCGUAGUUGGAAAUAAAGAUGGUAAAAUCAUCCGAAAAUCAGAAAAUAAUUCCCUGCAGUCCCACACACACUGUGCACAAUGGAAAAACAAUGGAAAAACAAUGUCAGAUUUUUGGUUUAGUUGUCAUCUAAAUGUGUUYUCACUGACUUUUCAAAUGCAAUAUAGUAUCAUUGAUGAUACAGUGCAUUCUGAAAGUAUUCAGACCCCUUGACUUUUUCCACAUUACAGCCUUAUA
This is a messenger RNA of Salvelinus sp. IW2-2015, 3103 nucleotides long. Its product is annotated as claudin-20. Gene Ontology annotation, cellular component: bicellular tight junction; plasma membrane. Gene Ontology annotation, molecular function: structural molecule activity. The record is from RefSeq and is a predicted model, not a curated record. Lineage: Eukaryota; Metazoa; Chordata; Actinopteri; Salmoniformes; Salmonidae. Gene Ontology annotation, biological process: cell adhesion; bicellular tight junction assembly.